Daphnia carinata is the source of this 1350-nucleotide messenger RNA. RefSeq lists its product as uncharacterized. NCBI's taxonomy places the organism in Eukaryota, Metazoa, Arthropoda, Branchiopoda, Diplostraca, Daphniidae. The transcript has 5 exons. Bases 325 to 1224 code for a protein of 299 amino acids. The record is from RefSeq and is a predicted model, not a curated record.
AUGGGGAUUCGCUAAAAAUCCUUAUUUGCUGCCAAAUUAAAAUAACAUGGCUACUUCGUUAUCCCUUUCCAGCUUAAACAGUCAUACGAUUGGUUGAAUUACCAAUGGCCACAUCACCGUGCGUUGCUAUUCCUUUCUUUCGUCAUACACCAAAAACGAUUCUUUCUUCAUGAGACAAAAAGGGCUCGAAUCGCAGAAGCAACCUCCUAUUUUGGAGGAAACAUUCCAAGAAUGGUCGACACGGAAACUUUGGGACGUUGUACGACGUUGAUGCCCAUGGUGUAAACAAGCCAACAUUUUGGAAAUAAUUCAUCAUUCUCCAAAAUGUCUUGCAAGGAAUCGACGGUGAUGUUGAAGUGCGGUCUGUUGGUCGGUGAUAAGCAAAUAGGAGAUUUCAAAUUCAUUUCUUGGUUUGAUGACCAGCCCAAACUGUAUGCACGUCAACAAAGUAAAGGCAGCGCGACAACCCAAACGUUGAGAGAAAAAUUGAAAACUAUUUUUCCUGACGUUGUCCAACCGUUUCAAGUUGUUUUCAUCGACAAAUACGAUGAUAAGAUAAUUCUGCCUAUUGACGACAUAAAGGAAACGGUGACCGCAUUACAAUGUUUCAGCUACCUGUCUAGCUUGCCACUUCAAAUAUUUGUGCAGUUACCUGGCCAAAAGCAACCCUCGAAUGACGUACUUCAAAAUAAAGAAUAUAAUGCUGUAAUUCCUUGCUGCGAAAAUAGCGGGUUAAAGAUUGUCGACACUUUAAAUCGACUUGAGAGAACUAUUCACACCCUGGGAGAGCGUAUCGUCACACUCCUCGAAGAUUUUGGUAAAUCUUCUACGACAGAUUUGAAACGAUCAGAAAAGGAAAAUAAGUCGGCGGACGUGGCUCUAGAUGAAGAACAGCGGAACAUGGCCGUCUCACUAGAGUCUACCACGAUCAAGGCAUCACAAUCGAAUUCCGAUGCUGAUUAUUUCGGGAAUGGCGAUUCGCCUCUUGUCCGUUCGUCGACAUUAUCGUCAUCUUCAUCCUCGUUUUCGGUCCAGAGUCAUUCCGGCGAGGAGGAUUGGACACGAGUUGGUGGCGGGAUAGAUAUUGGUGGUCGCCGUCGUCGUUUUACCACCGAAAGCAGUUGCGCUAGUCAUCAAUCGGAUCGUUCACAAGAUGGGGUCGUACGUUCCAUGGAGGAUGAAAUGAGUUCCAUUACGUUCGAUAUGCUGUGCAGGAAUCCGUAGAGUGAGACAAGAUCACUCGACACGAAAAUAUGCCUUUUGUUUACUUUUUGGAAAAUGCAGCAUCUCAUUUGACGGUUCAAACAUUCUUCUAAAUUUAUGUUGUUCAAUAAAUUUUAUGAUCUCAAA